Messenger RNA from Lethenteron reissneri (Far Eastern brook lamprey), 496 nucleotides. RefSeq names its product gastrula zinc finger protein XlCGF71.1-like. Lineage: Eukaryota; Metazoa; Chordata; Hyperoartia; Petromyzontiformes; Petromyzontidae. Gene Ontology annotation, biological process: regulation of transcription by RNA polymerase II. Gene Ontology annotation, molecular function: DNA-binding transcription factor activity, RNA polymerase II-specific; RNA polymerase II cis-regulatory region sequence-specific DNA binding. The record is from RefSeq and is a predicted model, not a curated record.
CAUGCUGCCACCGUGACCCUCACCAGGACAAGCGGAUUCAUAAACAAAUGGUCUGAUGGAGCAAAGGCACUCGGCGCAGCUCGGUAACAACAUGCAACAAUGCGACCAGUGUGCAUACAGCACGGAUCAUCCUGGACAUUUGAAACGGCACCAGAGAAUUCAUACAAAAGAGAAACCCUUCAUGUGCACUGUGUGCAAAAAGGCAUUUGCAUGCUCAUCACACCUUCAGAGCCACGAGAGAACACACACGGGAGAGAAACCCUUCCAGUGCACUGUUUGUGAGCAGGCAUAUUCAUCGUCAUCAGUUCUUCAAAUACACCAGAGAACACAUACGGGAGAGAAACCCUUCCAGUGCACUCUUUGUGAGAAAGCAUUUGCACAGUCAUCACACCUCAAAUUUCACCAGAAAACACACACGGUAGAGAAACCCUUCCAGUGCGCUGUUUGUGACAAUGCAUUUGCAUAUUCAUCUUCUCUUAAAAGACACCAGAGAACA